UGUACUCCGAUGACCACCAUGAGAGCGGUAGCAGUACUGCUGCUGUUCGUUGCCACUGCGCAGGCGCGUGACAUCUUCCGCAAGCCGUCCGGCAAGUACAAGGCCGCCAAGCUCCGCUUCAAAGAGGAGAAUGCGCUCACGCUGCCGGAAGAUGUCCUCCCCGAGGUGGAAAUGAUUGACGUCGGACUGAGGCAGCCGCCUCCCAGGGAUACCCUGUCAUCGAAGAACAUCAAUGAACUGUCCGAGCCUUUCCCCGAGAGCCUGGCGCCAUCGGAAGAGGAUCUCGGCAGCGUCACGGAUCUUGGUGACGUUACUCCCAGCAGGCGACGGCAGAGGAAGCCCCGGCCGCAGCGCCGCGAACGUGUUGGAGGAGACGAUGAUCGACAGGGAGAUGGCAGGAAGGGAGGCGACGAUCGAACGGGAGAUGACGAUGGGAGAGAAGACGAUAAUAUAAGAAGAGACGACGAUCUAAGAGGAGACGACGAUGGGAGGGGAGACGACGACCGAAGGGGCGAUGAUGAUGGAAGGGGAGAUGAUGACCUAAGGGGAGAUGACGAUCGAGGCGGAGACGAUUACAACGAGAGAGACGACGACUUCUUCGAAGAUCUCUAUGACGAUAUUAACGGAGUCGGUGAUGACGACAGGCGUGCUCGUAAGGGUCAAAGCUCCAACUCUGACAGCAGUGGUGACGACUCCGCUGGCCAGGAUAACGACCGUUCCAAGUCAGGCAGGAGAGGCGACGACGACGACGACAUUGGAGGUCGCGCCAUCGGUAAGGGCGCAGAUGGCACCGGUGAACGUCCCAGCGACGACGAUGGUUCCAUGUACAGGGGUCGCGCGUACAGAGGAAGGGGCAGCCCCUUCCGUAGUCGCGGCAAAGCCGGCAAGAAAAGCACGGAUGAUGCCGCCAUAGAGCUCUCCAGGUCAUUGGAACACCACCGGACGAGGCUGGGUGGGGUGCGCAGCGCGCGUCCGCGAGGUACCGGCCGGUUCAGUGGUGGUGGACAGGGAGCAAACGCCGACAGCCUGGACGGCGACGUGGAUGGCGUCAAACCCCGGCGCCGUGUCAGGCUGGGGAUCCGAGGGGCAAGGAUCGGAGGCCCCAGCAGAAGGUUAACCGGCCGUGGAGGAAUGGCUGGAGGUAACGGAGGAAUGGCUAGAAGCAGCGGAGGAAGGGCUGGAGGCGGUGGGAGGAGGUUCAGAGGCGGUGCAGGAAGGCUCGGGGGCCGUGGCAGAAGGUUCCCGAACCGUGACGACGACUACGAUGAUGGUUUUGGGUCUCCGACCGCCGUGGGUCCUCGUCGCUUUAACCGCAGAGGAAGGGGACCCGCCGGACGCCGCAGGGGCGACAACCGACCUAUUGACGACACUGUCUCCGACACCGCACUUGCCACCGCUGGUGACACAGGAGAGGCGGAGCCAGGUGUCCUGAGCCGCCCCGACCUCGACUUACCCGCAAACGACGACGGCUAUGACAGCCGAGACGACGAUUACGUCGAACAGGAUGGCUACGACGACGAUGGACGAUAUGAUGAUUUGGACGGAGCCUUCGCAGGACGAAGCCGAGGCUAUUAUGACGACAAUCAAUACGAUGAUCAAGGAGACGAUAUUUACGAUGAUCGUGGUGACGACAUCUACGAUGAUCACGGAGACGAUAUGUACGAAGAUCGUGGAGAUGAUAUCUACGAUGAUCACGGAGAUGACAGCUACAAUGAUCGCGGAGACGACAGCUACGAUGAUCGCGGAGACGAUAUCUACGAUGAUCGCAGUGAUGAUGGUUAUGAUGAUCGCGGAGACGAUACCUACGAUGCUAGCACAGGCGAUAUCUACGAUGAUCGUGGAGACGACAGCUAUGAUGAUAGCGGAGACGAUAUCUACGAUGAUCAUUCUGAUGAUGGUUAUGACGAUCACGGAUACGAUACCUACGAUGAUCGCGGAGACGAUACCUACGAUGAUCGCGGAGACGACAGCUACGAUGAUCGCGGAGACGAUAUCUACGAUGAUCGCAGUGAUGAUGGUUAUGAUGAUCGCGGAGAUGAUACCUACGACGAUAGCAGAGGCGAUAUCUACGAUGAUCGCGGAGACGACAGCUAUGAUGAUAGCGGAGACGAUAUCUACGAUGAUCAUUCUGAUGAUGGUUAUGACGAUCGUGGAUACGAUAUCUACGAUGAUCGCGGAGACGACAGCUACGAUGAUCGCGGAGACGAUAUCUACGAUGAUCGCGGAGACGACAGCUACGAUGAUCGCAGUGAUGAUGGUUAUGAUGAUCACGGAGACGAUACCUACGAUGAUAGCAGAGGCGAUAUCUACGAUGAUCGCGGAGACGACAGCUAUGAUGAUCGUGGAGACGAUAUCUACGAUGAUCGUACUGAUGACGGUUAUGACGAUCUCGGAGACGAUACCUACGAUGAUCGCGGGGACGAUAUCUACGAUGAUCGAGCAGACGACUUCUACGAUGAUCGAGGAGACGAUAACUACGAUGAUCGCGGAGAUGAUAUCUACGAUGAUCGUAGUGAUGAUGGAUACGAUGAUCGCGGAGACGAUAUCUACGAUGAUCGCAGUGAUGAUGGCUAUGACGAUCGCGGAGACGAUACCUACGAUGAUCGCGCAGGCGACAUCUACGAUGAUCGCGAGGACAACGGCUACGAUGAUCGUGGAAACGAUGUCUACGAAGAUGGCAGUGAUGAUGGUUACGAUGAUCGCGGAGACGAUAUCUACGAUGAUCGCGGAGACGAUACCUACGAUGAUCGCGGCGGCGAUAGCUACGAUGAUCGUGGAGACGAUAUCUACGAUGAUCGCAGUGAUGAUAUCUAUGACGAUCGCAGCGAUGAUGUCUAUGAUGAUCAUGGUAAUGACAGCUACGAUGAUCGCGGCGAUGAUGGCUAUGACGAUCGAAGUGAUGACAACUAUGAUUAUCAAGGAGACGAUUAUCGAAGUGACGAUGCCUACGAUGAUCGCAAUGAUGACGGUUACGACACAAGUAAUGACAGCUACGAUGAUCAAGAUGAUCACUACGAUGACAGAACCGAUGAUCUUUAUAAUUACAGAGGUGAAGACGAUUAUAAUAGCAGGGACGAUGAUUUAUACGACGAUCAAAGCAAUGGAAACUACGACGACCGAAGUGACGAUACCUACAAUGAUCAAUACGACGACCGUGGAGACGAUGUCUUCGAUGAUCGUGGUGAUGAUAGUUACGAUAGUCGUGGCGAUGACGGCUACGCUGAUCACAGAGGCGAUGAUUACGAUGAUCGUGGCGAUGACAGAUACGAUGACCGCGGGGACGACCUCUACGACGACCGCGGAGAUGAUCUGUACGACGAUGGCCGUGAUGACGGCAGGUUUGACCGCCAAGAUGACGGCUAUUACGAUGAUGAUCGUUAUGAUACGCGAAAUGAUCGUGCCGACGUUCAAGAUGACAGACGAGUUGACGAUUAUGUGGAUCAGGUGGACAGCUACGCGCCGGAUUCGAGUAACGAUGUCCCAGACGCGGCGUACGACGACACCGGCAGCGAGCCGCGCAGCGCGAGGUAUUCUAUCGGUGACCGACUCGACGAUCAGUACGAUUACGACAGACGAGAUGACGGCUACGGCGCCGGAGAUCGGUACAGCAGGAGCGCUCUUGCUGGGCGAGAUGAGACAUACGAUGAUAGCUACGGCACUCAAGACGGUUACAGCGAUGUCAGCGGAUAUGACGACGGUUUCAGCAGCCCCGAUGUCAGCUAUGAUUCCGUGGAUGCGGUCUAUGAUGACAGGACCGACUACAGUAUUCAAGAUGAUAGCUACAGUGCCAUUUGAAAAAGCCAAGAAGGCAAACGGCAAUGGAAACAGUCAAAGCCGCAGUCCAGCAGCAAAAUGCGACACUUGUUUCUUGAAGCAUGAAAAGCUCAGGAUGUGCAGAACUUUGCAAUUAAGCCAAACAAUAUUUUAGUGAGUCCGUAAAGACCUGGAUGAGCUAAGACCUGUUGCGAAUAUGACUGAUGAUACGCACGAUAAUUGCGGCACCACCGCGCUCAGUGCGCUGCGCUUGCAAUGAUUGCCGUCCGCCGACUGUAACUUGGCGACCGAUAUUUAGCCGCGCAACAUAUCAGAUCAAUGUCACUCAUGGAACUAUCUUCGCAAUGAACAUAAAAAAUGUGAUUGAAGCACUUACUCUUUCCCAAUCGUUACCUGACUAAUUCUAUGAGCCCAUCCAGCCAUCAUUGAACCUGGAUCAUAUCUGUUGUUUCAGGUAAUAUGUGAGUGGUUGAUAGUCCUUAUAUCUGCUGAUAAGAUCACCAUCUGUGUAUUUAGGGCCUUGGUCAUCUGGCUAUCGAAAACCUUUCAUGCUGAUGUUGCAGUUAUGCAAAUACGUUGUUGUUGAUUGCGGACACGUGUACUGACAGACGAGGUCGUUUGUGCUCAUGUCAAGGGUGAUAAGGAACGACUUCUGGUUCUGAGAUGAGGCACUGUAAACAACGUGGAUGUAUCUCAAAGGCGCCAUUGCUGGAUCAUGCGUCCCAUUUGAGCUUGUUU
This is a messenger RNA of Amphibalanus amphitrite, 4512 nucleotides long. Its product is annotated as dentin sialophosphoprotein-like. The transcript is spliced from 2 exons. The record is from RefSeq and is a predicted model, not a curated record. The coding region runs from base 10 to 3795 and encodes 1261 amino acids. Lineage: Eukaryota; Metazoa; Arthropoda; Thecostraca; Balanomorpha; Balanidae.